This is a messenger RNA of Medioppia subpectinata, 456 nucleotides long. Lineage: Eukaryota; Metazoa; Arthropoda; Arachnida; Sarcoptiformes; Oppiidae. The record is from the annotation of a GenBank genome assembly.
AGUUAUAAACGAAACGAACAAUUAGUUCAUCACAAAAAUGUCAUUCAUUUAAAUAAUAAGAGUUUUGUUUGUGAUGUCAAUGAAUGCAACAAAAGAUUUGCCCGAAAGAAGGAUUUAUUUCAACACAAAAAUAAUAUUCAUUUGAAUGAAAAGCCAUUCAAAUGUAAUGAAGAAAUUUGUGGCAAAACAUUCGCUAAAGAAUAUCUACUGAAUUCUCAUAAACGCAUUCAUUCGGGAGAAAAACCAUUUAUUUGUGAUUUCAACGGAUGUAAUGCAAGCUUUAAAAGAGUUUCACAUUUAUCUCAACACAAAAGUAAUGUUCAUUUGAAUGAAAGGCUAAUUAAAUGUGAUUUUCCCGAUUGUAAGCAAACCUUCAAACAAACCAAUCAUUUGGUCGCUCAUAAAAAUCGCGUUCAUUUCAAACUGAGAUUUCUUUUACAAGAAGUUCUGAUUUAA